Messenger RNA from Lontra canadensis (Northern American river otter), 1473 nucleotides. It is a transcript of the gene RTP4, whose product is annotated as receptor transporter protein 4. Gene Ontology annotation, biological process: detection of chemical stimulus involved in sensory perception of bitter taste; protein targeting to membrane; protein insertion into membrane. The transcript has 2 exons. The record is from RefSeq and is a predicted model, not a curated record. Gene Ontology annotation, cellular component: cytoplasm. The coding region runs from base 54 to 1232 and encodes 392 amino acids. Gene Ontology annotation, molecular function: olfactory receptor binding. NCBI's taxonomy places the organism in Eukaryota, Metazoa, Chordata, Mammalia, Carnivora, Mustelidae.
UUUUCCCCUCCCCUCUUCUGGGCUGCUGAGUAAGACCGAAGGACUCACUAGACAUGGCUUCCCAGACUCAGGGGAAGAAAGCAGUUUUAGAUAUUCGGACCUGGGAGCAGGCAUUUCAAGAGCUGAUGCAGCAGGAGAAACCCCGGGCCACAUGGACCCUGACACUGGACGAGAAACUGGAGCCAGAGUACCUCCCCGAGGGCUGGAAGCAGUACCAGCAGAAAGGAUUUGGCAGGUUCCAGUGUUCCUCAUGCCGGCGAAAUUGGGCUUCCGCUCAAGUGCACAUCCUCUGUCACAUGCACCUGGAGCCCCGGAAAUCCCAGGGCCAGGUGAUUAUGCGGCUCUUUGCUCAGCGGUGCCAGAAGUGUUCCUGGUCUCGAUUUGAGAAUCCUGAAUUCUCCCCAGAGAGUGCCAUGCGGAUUCUGAAAAAUGUGGUGCGGCGUAUUCUGGAGAAAUUCUACGGGAAUGGCUUUAGGAAGUUUCCGGAGCUCCCCAUCAUCCGGGAGGUGCCUUUAGAUGGGUCCCAUGACACAAAAAAUUGUGAAGCAUGCACUCUGGGCUGCUGUUCGUGGAGGUCACAAAACAACAUGACAGAACCACCAAUAUCCCCAUCCUCCUAUUUGGAUAUUAUGAGUUCCUCGUGUCACAUGGGUGAUGUGGACAGCAAAAACCAGGAGUGUGGGUCUAUCCAGGUCUUUAAGGACCCAGAGCCCAGCCAUACCAAUGCAGAGACUCAAGUACCAGGGGCUGGCAUUCAGCCCACAUGGGAGACUAGUAAACAGCCCACUCCAAUGACAGACAGGGAGGCCCCAGAGGGAAAUUCACAAUCCACACAGGAGACAGCACCACAGACCCCCUGGAGGACAUACUCUGAGGUUUUAAGGUUGGCCCGCCAACAGUCUACACAGCAGUCACGCUCACAAGCCACAUGGACCAUGUCAACGAUGAUACGGUCAUACACUCAGACUAGAGGAAGAACAGCCCCCUCUGCACUAGGGUCACACCUCCAUCUCACACCCAGGACAGCUAGGGGGUUUGUGAUCGUCAGUAGAACUCAAGCUACCUGGAGACGUUCACACAGAUAUGCUGUUCCAAACACCGGUCGCAUGUACCUUCAUUCCAUGCAACGAGAUACAUUCUCUGAACUGGAUGUAUUUUUCUACCUCUGGAUCUGUAUUGUUUUGUUCUUUGUCUUUGUAGGCAAAAACUCAGAAGCUGAAGGAGGGAAAUAAAUUUGUCUUCUUUUCUUCUGUCUUAAUUCCAUGGUAAUCAGUGAACUGGUUGCUAUUUUAAUAUGACACAGAAUAUACUAUGAGAUCUAGCAGGGUCAAGUUUGUAAGAAUAAACAAUAAUUUCCUAGAUCUCCUUAGCAGAUAGUCUAAAACAACCUAGCAGAUAAUGGACGAAUAAAAAAUAUUUGUUGAAUCACUAAAAGCUCUUCACUCAUUCAUCCAGUCAUUCAUUUCUCUCUCU